Fraxinus pennsylvanica is the source of this 1356-nucleotide messenger RNA. NCBI's taxonomy places the organism in Eukaryota, Viridiplantae, Streptophyta, Magnoliopsida, Lamiales, Oleaceae. The record is from the annotation of a GenBank genome assembly.
AUGCAGGAUGAAACUGGAAUUUACAAAAAUUUACUUCAGGAGACAGCUCACAGGGCAGGGUUAAAGCUUCCUGUUUAUACUACUGUCCGCUCUGGACCAGCCUACGCUCCUGUAUUUACUUGCACAGUCGAGGUCAAUGGAAUGACUUUUGCAGGAGAGCCUUCCAAAACCAAAAAGCAAGCUCAGAAAUGUGCUGCAAUGGCUGCCUGGAUUGCCUUGAAAAACUCAGCGCAGCAAGAAUCUUGCUCUUCCAUAUCAGGCCUCAGAGGAAAGGAUGAGCAAGAACAAGUAACUGUUGCUCGUUAUCUUGCUCGUUUAAAAUUACCUGAGACGAGAAAAUCAGCACAUAAAGAGAGGUGCCAGCAGCAUACGUUCAUGUAUCCUAAUUUCUGGCCUGAAGUGGCCAUUUACCCUAGUUGGAAUCAUCAAGUUUUUCAGCAACAGAGACUCCAAUUUUUUCCAUUUGCACCUUCUGUAUUCAGGCCAGAAACCAGUUUGUAUUCCUUUGCAGGGGCACGAGAACUUACCUCGUUUGUACCAGAAUUUAGCCCAGUUUUCUAUGUUUCAAAUGAUAUAUUGCCUCGUCCACUUGGGAUUAAUUCACAAGUUACUAUAGAAGAGAUACAAGAAAAUGCGCAGGGUGAAGAAGGUGAUGAAACACGGGUUAUCAAUGAGGCCAACUCUGCUCAGUGGAAGGCGAGUACCCCAUCUGAUAUAUCCUUAAUGCCAACUGAAGCUCCUGACUAUUGUGAACCCUUCAAUGAUAAUCCCAGCUACAGAAGGGAAGAGUUUCCACGUGAGAAAGGUGAAGUCGGACAGGGAAUAUCCGUCCAUGAAAUCAGAAAUUCCGAUCAGCCAGAAGCCAGCCUAAAUGAAGAAUAUAAUCAAAUAUCAUCAGAAUUUACUCAUAAAAGGUCCAGAGAGACGCUCCCAUUUGAAAUUGGGCCACAUUUAUCAUCUAGUGUUUGGCACCCGUACAGUGCAAUGGCUAGUUCUAUGAGCCCAAAUAGAGGUCCCUUGGCACGUCCACCCCAUGCCACGCUGAGGGGAACUGCUGAUGAAGUGUCCUCGACCAGAUUCAUUCCAGGAGGAUCGGCCAGUUCCUCUCCAGCCUCAACGCCAAGGAAUGCAGUUUAUCCAUCUCUACGUCUACCAUUGUUCAAUGGCGUGAAAAAUGUCUGGGGCACAUCACAUGCCGGUUCCAUGGCACCAGCGGUUCAAAUUCGAUCAGUCUUGCCCGUCUGUUCGGCUCCUCCAGCUAGACAAAAUUCGACUCCUGGCCAGGAGGAGAAAGCAGAAAAGCUAGAAAGAGAGGUUUCGGCAUCAAGCUCAGAAUUUUGUAGGCUCCAAAUAUGA